Chiroxiphia lanceolata (lance-tailed manakin) is the source of this 5970-nucleotide messenger RNA. RefSeq names its product RB binding protein 6, ubiquitin ligase (gene RBBP6). Gene Ontology annotation, molecular function: zinc ion binding; ubiquitin protein ligase activity; nucleic acid binding. The record is from RefSeq and is a predicted model, not a curated record. The transcript is spliced from 17 exons. Bases 284 to 5548 code for a protein of 1754 amino acids. Gene Ontology annotation, cellular component: nucleus. Gene Ontology annotation, biological process: protein ubiquitination; ubiquitin-dependent protein catabolic process; mRNA processing. Lineage: Eukaryota; Metazoa; Chordata; Aves; Passeriformes; Pipridae.
GCGGGGCCGAGCGCAGCCGAGCGGCAGCAGCAGCGGCAGCAGGGCCGGGCGGGCGCGCCGCGCUCGCUGAGGCCGCAGGCCGUGGUCGUUGCGGGGCGGGGGCCGCGGGCUCGCCGCGAUGGAGCCCUGAGGGGCCCGCAGCCCCAGCGCCGAGGCCGCGGCCCGGCCAUGGCGCAGCGCCGCGGGCUCUGAGCGCCGCCCGCCGCCCCAGCGUCGCCGCCCCGGCACCCGCGGGCCCUGCCCGACCCCGCGGCCCCGCAGCGGGCGCCGCCCGCGCCCCGCCAUGUCGUGCGUCCACUACAAGUUCUCCUCCAAGCUCAACUAUGACACGGUCACCUUCGACGGGCUCCACAUCUCCCUGAGCGACCUCAAGCGCCAGAUCAUGGGCCGAGAGAAGCUGAAGGCGGCCGACUGCGACCUGCAGAUCACCAACGCGCAGACCAAAGAAGAAUACACCGAUGACAGUGCCCUGAUUCCCAAGAACUCAUCGGUGAUUGUGAGGAGAAUCCCCAUUGGAGGAGUUAAAGCUACAAGCAAAACAUACGUUAUGACUCCUAAAUCGCACAAAAUCCUAGAAACUACUUUCAGAAGUCGAAGUGAGCCAGUGAGUGGGACAUCAAAAGCAAUUGAUGACUCUUCUGCAUCUAUUUCUCUGGCCCAGCUUACUAAGACUGCCAAUCUGGCUGAAGCCAAUGCUUCCGAGGAGGAUAAAAUAAAAGCUAUGAUGACACAGUCUGGCCAUGAAUAUGAUCCAGUCAAUUACAUGAAGAAACCCGUGGGGCCACCUCCACCCUCCUAUACGUGCUUUCGCUGUGGCAAACCUGGGCACUACAUCAAGAACUGUCCAACCAACGGGGACAAAAAUUUCGAGUCUGUUCCCAGAAUUAAAAAAAGCACAGGAAUUCCAAGAAGUUUUAUGAUGGAGGUGAAGGACCCCAACACAAAGGGUGCCAUGUUGACCAACACUGGGAAAUACGCAAUUCCAACCAUAGACGCGGAAGCUUAUGCUAUAGGAAAGAAGGAGAAGCCUCCCUUCCUGCCCGAGGAGCCGUCCUCCUCCUCGGAAGAAGAUGAUCCUAUUCCAGAUGAGCUGUUGUGUCUCAUUUGUAAGGAUAUAAUGACGGAUGCGGUUGUUAUUCCCUGCUGUGGAAACAGUUACUGUGAUGAAUGUAUUAGAACAGCAUUGCUGGAGUCUGAGGAACACACAUGCCCAACCUGCCAUCAGACAGAUGUUUCUCCUGAUGCUUUAAUCGCCAACAAGUUCCUGCGCCAGGCUGUGAACAACUUCAAAAAUGAGACCGGCUACACGAAAAGGCUCCGUAAGAUUCAGCAACAGCAGCAGCAGCAGCAGCAGCAGCAGCUGCCCCCACCACCCCCUCCACCACCACCGCCCCUCAUGAGGCAAACGAUAACGCGCAACCUGCAGCCGCUGAUGCGCCCGGCCAUGGCCAGGCAGCAGGAUCCACUCAUGAUCCCUCUGGCUUCCCUGGCUUCCCGCUCCGCCCUCUCAUCCUUGGGCCCUGGGCCGUCCAUGGCAGCUGGGCUGCCAGUGAAUCCAUCUUCUGUGGUUGUCUCUGAUCUCCCUCCAGCAGUGUCCCUCUCUCUCCGUGGGGAAAAGCCGGACGGACAUUUUCGCGAUCCUGAUGCUGUGUUGCCUCCUGCUCUGAUGACCGCGGCUGAGCUUUCCAAAUCCUCCCCUUUGUCAAUCAGCAGUUUGUUGGAGGAGAAGGGCUAUCAGGUUCCUGUACUGAGACAACCAGCGAUACCAAGUCUUCUGGGCCCUCAAGGACAAUCAAUACCCACAACUGGUCAUCCAAUGAGAGCUGGUGCACUUCGCAGGCCAGGCUGGGAACUUUCAAAUCGAGGACGCCCGCACAGUGACCGUGCCCAAAGGACUCAGGCCCCAUCACUGCCAGCAUCAGCACCAGUCUUUGUGCCUGUGCCUCCACCUCCCUUGUAUCCUCCACCACCCCAUGCACUUCCUCUUCCUCCGGGGGUACCACCACCACAGUUUCCUCCUCAGUUUCCACCUGGGCAGCCUCCAUCCGCUGGGUACACUGUCCCCCCUCCCGGAUAUCCCCCAGCUCCUGCAAACAUGUCAUCAGCUUGGGUCCCAACAGCAGUGCCAGCGGCUCAUUCAAACACCAUCCCAACGACACAAGCACCUCCUCUCUCUAGGGAGGAGUUUUACAGAGAGCAGCGGAGGCUUAAAGAGGAGUCCAAGUCUCCCUAUAGUGCUUCAUCUUACUCUAGAAGCUCGUACACCUACUCGAAGUCCCGCUCAGGUUCCUCCCGCUCUCGCUCCUACUCGCGCUCCUUUAGCCGUUCCCAUUCCCGUUCCUACUCGCGGUCGCCGCCGUAUCAGAGAAGAGGCAAAGGGAAGAGCCGGAACUACCGCUCCAGGUCCCGGUCCCACGGGUACCACCGCUCGCGGUCACGCUCCCCCCCGUACCGGCGAUACCACUCCCGCUCCCGCUCUCCGGUGUUCAGGGGCCAGUCUCCCACCAAACGGACUGUCCCGCAGGGGGACGCGGAGCGGGAGUACUUCAACCGCUACCGAGAAGUCCCCCCGUACGACAUGAAGGCUUACUAUGGUCGCUCUGUGGACUUCCGAGACCCGUUUGAGAAGGAGAGAUACAGAGAGUGGGAGAGGAACUACAGAGAGUGGUAUGAGAAGUUCUACAAGGGCUAUGCCGUGGGCGCUCAGCCACGGCCUCCAGUGAACAGAGAGAACUUCUCUCCAGAAAGGUUUGGCCCACCUGGGACCAGACGAGAGAAUUCACCGUAUGCUCGGGGACGGAGGGAGGAGUAUGCUGCUGGGCAGAGCCACAGAAAUCGUAAUAUUGCUGGAAACUACCCUGAAAAGCCUGGGAGAGAGAGCCAUGGCAUCAAAGAUCCUACAAAAUCGAAAGAGAAGGAGGUGGAAAAUCCACUGGGAGAUGGCAAAGGCAAUAAACAUAAAAAACACCGAAAGAGAAGAAAAGGGGAUGAGAAUGAAGGAUUUCCCGAUGCUGAGCUGUUAGAAGGGGCGAGAAAACCAAGAGAGCCAGUUCCUACAGAAGAUGCUAAAACAGACUCUCUGUUCAUGCUGCCGAGCAGGGAUGAUGCCACCCCUGUGAGGGAUGAGCCCAUGGAAGCGGAUUCUAUUGCUUUCAAACCAGUGUCUGAAAAGGAGAAAAAAGAGAAGGAUAAGCCAAAAGCAAAGAUUGAGAAGACAAAGCGGAAAGUAGAAGUGGCGGCUGCUCCGAAGAAAGACAACGUGGUGAAACCAGCUAAAGCUUCCCAGGAGAAGGUGGACCCCGAUCGCGAAAAAUCACCUCGAACAGAACCGCCCGUGAAAAAACUGAAGGAGGAGCUGCCAAAGACAGACAGUGUUAAAACCUCUUCAUCUCAGAAAGAUGAGAAAGCUCUCGGUACCCCACGGAAGGUUCACCCCAAAGUGGCAAAGGAUCACCCAGAAACCAGACCAGCCAAGGAGGAGAAGGCAAAGAAAGAGCAUCCAAAAGAAGCCAAGUCAGACAAGCCCUCCAGCAAGGAGGACAAGUCAAAAAAACCUGCUGAGAAGAGCAAAACUUCCGAUGCCAAAACUGAGAAAAGAAAAAGAAAAGCAGAGGAAAAGGUUGAUAAAGAACACGAAGCCGCUUCCGCAAAAGCCUCUAAACCCGAAACUGCAGAAUCGAAAACAUCACCCAAAGGGAAGGGUGAGCCUGAGGGGGAGAAAGGAGAGCGAACACCAGAGAAGGAUAAAGCUGCUUUUCUUAACAACCCCUCCAAAAAGAUUAAACUUAACCGAGAAACUGGAAAAAAGAUUGUGAGUGGAGAAAAUGUACCACCUGGAAAAGAAGCUGCGGAGAAACCUGAGCCCAGCAGCAGCAAAGUUAAGCCAGAAAAGGCAAAGGGAAAAGCGAGAAGGAAGGUGACAACAGCUGAUGGAGCGAGCUCAACUCUUGUAGAUUACACCAGCACGAGUUCUACUGGGGGAAGCCCCGUCAGGAAGCCCGAGGAGAAGCCAGACACCAAACGAACUGUCAUUAAGACCCUGGAGGAGUAUAACAACGACAUAACAGCCCCUGCUGAGGAUGUCAUUAUCAUGAUCCAGGUCCCUCAGUCCAAGUGGGAUAAAGAUGACUUCGAAUCUGAAGAGGAAGACAUCAAAACCACCCCCCAGGUGCCCCCAGCUGUAGGAAAACCCACCAGUGUUAUCAAACCCGUGAGUGCGAAGACACCAAACCCCCUCAAACACACUGAAAAGGAGAUGGAGCCUCUGGAGAAAACACAGAAAGCUGUGAAAGAGGCCAGUUAUGAAAGCGCCCAGCAUGAUGCCAAGAGUUCCAAAAGUUCCGUGUCGAGUGAAAAAGGCAAAACCAAAGACCGGGAUCAUUCUUUGUCAGACAAGGACACUUCUGAGAAGAGGAAGAGCAGUGUUCAGCCAGAAAAAGAGCACUCAGAACGUGUGGCUGAACAAGGAAAUGGAAAAACCAUUUCUCAGUCUUCCAAAGAUGGCAGAUGUUCGGAGAAACACGACAGUGGCCGUGGCUCAGCUGUGAAGGACUUCACUCCCAACCGGGACAAGAAGUCUGACCACGAUGGCAGCAGGGAACAUUCGAGUUCCAAGCGCAGGGAUGAGAAGAGCGAAUCAGCACGGAGGAAAGACUCCCCGUCCCGAACCAGAGACUCCACAGCAGCGCAGAAGAGCAAACCGAGGGAGGAGCGCGUGGAGCCCCCCAAGAAGGGCCCCGUGGAGCCCAAGCGCAGCAGCUACAGCCCCCCCCGGGAGCGCAAGCCCGCGGAGCACAAAGCUGUGCACGACUCCAAACGGCCCGAGGAACACAAACCGCCGGAGAAAAACCCCGGCAAGGAGAAGGAGAAAGAGAAGCAUGUACCAGAAGUCAAGAGCAAUAAGGAGAAAGAGCCAGGUGGGAAUAAACCACCCGUGAAACAGGAAUCGCCGGAAGCGAAGCCGGAGAAGGAGGCGGUGGCGGGGCAGGGCACGGCGGGCGCGGUGAAGCCGAAGCCCCCGGUGAGCAGCAGCAGCAGCGCCGCCCGCCUCUCAUCUGACCUCACCCGUGAGACCGACGAGGCCGCCUUUGUGCCUGACUACAACGAGAGCGACAGCGAGAGCAACGUGUCUGCCAAGGAGGAGGAGGCUGCGGGGAAAACGCCGAAAGAAGCGAAAGAAAAGGCUGUGGAGAAGGCGAAAGAGGAAGCAGCAGCCCCGGCUCCACCCGAGCAGCCGGAGGCCGGCAGGAGCCAGAGCCAGAGCAGCCCCAGCGUGAGCCGCAGCCGCAGCCACAGCCCCUCCGAGAGCCAGACCCGGAGCCACAGCAGCAGUGCCAGCUCAGGGGAGAGUCAGGACAGCAAGAAAAAGAAAAAGAAGAAAGAGAAGAAGAAGCACAAGAAGCACAAGAAACAUAAGAAGCAUAAGAAACACAUGGGAAAUGAACCAGAAUUGGAAAAGAGCCAAAAACACAAACACAAGAAGAAAAAAUCGAAGAAGAGCAAAGAUAAAGAGAAAGACGACCAAAAAGUGAAAUCUGUCACGACAUAAACCGACAGAUAAUGAAAAAAUGACUUAAUUCCUAAGUCAUCUGUAUUAAUUUUGUUAAAAUGUAAACGACUUCAAGCGUUGUAAAUAAUGACAUGAAAGACCCUGUGCUGCACUUAAAAUAUUGCUGCUUGAUUAUUUGAUUUUUACAUCAGAGCUUUAUAAAAGUGAACAUUUUGUACAGAAUUGUGAGUUGUGACCAUGUAACAUGAAAGGUUUUCCUGGGGCAUCUUCUUUUUAACCACCAUUAAUUAGUUUGGGUGGAGUUUACUGUACUGUGAAGAAUUUCACAUUUGGGUUUUUUUUAAUUGCCUGGCAGAAGCAGCUGGUACCAGUUACCAAAUACCGGCAGAUGAAUUUGCAGAAUCCAUUACAGCCCUGUUAUGUCACCUUUUGAUUACAAUAAAGAAGUUUUCAGUAAAUGA